Molecule: messenger RNA, 1580 nt
Organism: Alexandromys fortis (reed vole)
Lineage: Eukaryota; Metazoa; Chordata; Mammalia; Rodentia; Cricetidae
Product: translation initiation factor IF-2-like
Exons: 3
Coding region: 1-1170 (389 amino acids)
Source: RefSeq, a predicted model, not a curated record
AUGCGAACACCAGGACACCUGCAGUGUUUCCACUUACACCAGACCAAGGGCGCUGCUGGCCAAGGACAUAAAGGUUACCACGCCGCCACCACGAAAGAGCGCCGGCAAGUUUAUCUCGCAGCCUUCCGAGAGGCACCCGGUCCCGAGAGUUUGCAGCCUCCCGGCCAAAAGGCCAGACUAGUUUCCGGUGCCACCGAGCUGCAAAUCCCUACCCCAUCCCCGGGGAUCCAGUUUCCUCCCGCUAUUGGCUCCCCUCCCCCGUGCCAAGGACGGGCCGCCGCGGCGGACCUCCAGCCCCAGCAGCUGCUCGGGCCCCGCAGGCCGCAGUUGGCCGAGCGACCAAGGUCUCCCCGGCCCACAAACCUGACGGCGGAAGUGACGUCACAGGGCACGGCGCCGCCCGCAGCCAGUCACGCCACAGCAGGAGGCCAGCCCCGGCCAACCGGCGCGCGCCGGAGGGCGGGACUUCCGCCCGCCGCAAGUUUGAUUGAAGCGGGGGGGAGGGGCGAGGUGAGGAAUGUGAAGAAUGACCCCCUCCCCCGCCCGGUCGCCGAGGAGCUGGGCGGGAAGCGGAGGGGGCUGGGGCAGGCCAGCGGCCACGCGGCACCCCUCCCCCGCCCGCACCCCGCGCUCCGCAGCCUCGGCGCGCCGCCAGCGCCGGGGACAGCCGCCUGCCCGAGGCAGCCGGGCAGCCCACGGGUCCCCGGGUGCGGCGUGCCAGCCCCCAAGUCUUCCCUCCUGCCCGUCCGCCCGCCCGCUGCGGCCGCGAGUCGGAGGACGGGAAAAUGGCGACGGCCCCGCGCUCGCCCUCUCGCCCGCGGUACCCACCUCAGGCUCGCGGAGAAGGCCUCCUGCCGCCGCCGCGGGAACGGUCCGGCCUUUCCCCACCGCGGCCCUCCACCGCCGCGCCCGGACAGCAGCGCGCGAGAACCCGGAUGGAAGCGCGGGCGGGCGCCGCCUCGGCAGCCGGAGGGAAGGCUACGCGCGCGCCGGGAAUCCGAUGCGGGGGCGGGCGCCGCGGGCAGCGCGCGUGCCCAUUGGCAGAGCCUCUUGACGGACGUGCGCCUCGUCCUUUCGCCUCAGCCGGUCGGGACUCACCCGCGCCCCACUGGAGGGUGGCGGCUGAGCCCGCCCCGCACGGGGCGGCCGCCGCGGAGAAGGCGGGUCUAGCCCGCCCACCGUGACGGCUCCUCUUUCCCUACUGGAGAACCGGGAGAAUGGAGAGGACCGUCCUCUCGGUCCCGCCUUCCGCGAUGAGGGACAAGCCACAUCACGUGGCUGCUAGUCGCUCGCCCAGCAGCCUGGCGGGAGGUGCUGGAGCGCCCAGGGCGGUUUUCACGUGUUGGGUCCCCCAGAAUCUUCCCUCUCAGCGGCCCGGAAGCCGGGUGCUAAAGCUGCUCUGAGCCUCGGCUCACCCAUCUGUCACAUAAGGAGUUAUGUUACCUAUGAGUGUAACUUUUAUCGCUUUUAUUAUUUUUUCCAUCCCAUGUAUUGAUUUUUCUUGUACGAAAACUUUUAAAACAGCCCUUAGUUACCCUGUUUUUAAAUCAAUGCAAAAGUGUUUCUCCAUUCCUAUUAAA